AAAAAUCUAUUGACGAGUUGAGAAGCGCCAAGUCACGCCAACAGCCCCUGACAUGGAUAGGGCUCCUCUUAGCGUACCUAUCACUGCAGAAACUUAUCAAGAGGGAUUCAAAAUUUCUCAUCUAGAGACAUAUGAUAGCUCUAGUGAUCCAAAUGAACAUUUGCACACUUACCAAGCCAUCAUGAAAAUACAAAAUGCAACAGACGCCAUGAUGUGCAAAGUGUUCCCUGUCACUUUAAAGUCAACAGCCAAAAGGUGGUAUCAUAAACUACCAAGACACUCUAUCAACUCCUUUUCUCAACUCGCUACUUUGUUCUCCAACAAAUUUGCGAGUCAACGAGAAAUAAAAUGCACAGCCACAAAGUUGGUGCAAGUCCACCAAAAAGAGGGAAAGUCAUUGAGAAACUACAUGCAGUGUUUCAACAAAGCCACCUUAGACAUUGACAAUGUAUUGGACACAAUCUGCUUGUCUGCUCUGCUACAUGGCUUAAAACCUGGUCGGUUCUUAGAUGACCUGCUAGAAGAUCCACCAAAGUCGUGGAGCGAAGUGAAUGACAGGUCACCCAUCCCUGUCGAAGGAGUAGUCAUACUCCCCAUCUAUGUGGGUAUUGAGCCUCGGUUUAGGAUGACAUUAGUGAGCUUGGCGGUUAAAAUGGAAUUGGCUUUCAAUGCCAUAAUUGGGAGGGCCACGCUCUAUGAGGAAAUUCAGAAACUUUUGCAAGUAGGUUUUAUCAAAAAAGUGGAAUACUCGGAAUGGGUGUCCAACAUGGUGCUUGUUAAGAAACCCAAUGGCAAGUGGAGAAUAUGCAUUAAUUUCACUAAUCUGAAUGACGCGUGUCCCAAAGAUCCACACCCAUUACCCAAUGUCGAGAAGUUAGUGGAACGAGUAGUUGGUCACGAACGCAUGAGUUUCCUAGAUGCUAGCUCAAGAUAUCAUCAAGUUCAGUUAUGGCUAGAUGACCAGGAGAAAAUGACAUUUUAUGUUGGGGAUGUAAUUUACUACUAUGUUAUGAUGCCGUUUGGGUUGAAAAAUGCCAGGGCCACAUAUCAAAAGUUAGUUCAGCUUGUUUUCAAACUUCAGAUCGACAGAAACAUUGAAAUAUAUGUUGAUGACAUAAUUGUUAAGAGUUUAAAAGCUAAAAACCACAUUGACAACCUAAAUGAGACAUUUCAGAAUCUGACACCAGCACAAAUGAAGCUAAACGCUUUCAAAUGCAUGUUUGCCAUUGAAUUAGGUAAAUUCCUAGGCUGUGUGGUUUCCAAGAAAGGAAUCGAAAUAAAUUCAAAAAGGGUUCAGGCCAUCAAACAAAUGGAACCCCCCAAGACAGUGAAAUAUGUACAACAUCUGACAGGUCAUCUUGCUGCCUUACACAGGCCCGAGCUUUCAGGUCGUUUGAUUGGGUGGGAUGUGGAGCUUAGUGAAUACGAUGUCAAAUUUGAACCCUAUACCAUUAUAAAGGGCCAAACCCUAGCAGAUUUCUUAGUUGAGUGCCACUCUACAACUACAGAAGAAGCUAUAGCUUUGAACCCCAUAUGGGCCUUGUAUGCAGAUGAAGCUACAAAUAGUGAAGGUUCUAGGGCUGGAGUAGUAUUAAUUGGUCCAAAUGGUUUCAAGUCAAAACACAUCCUGAGAUUCAAAUUUCGGGCAACUAAUAAUGUUGCUAAGUACGAGGCACUCAUUUACAGUCUGAAAUUAGCCAUCGAACUGAGGGUUCAAGACAUAAGAGUCUUUAGUGAUUCUCAGCUCGUUGUGAAUCAGGUCAAGGGAUAUUGUGACAUUGAAGAUCCUCAGUUAGCUCAGUAUUGUUCUAUGAUUUUAUCUGAUUGUCAAGUGUUAACCACUGAUCCAUUGUCGUCAAGCUGGACCACACCAUUGGUUAACUAUCCACAGAGUGGUGAACUACCAAAGGACCCAGCUGAGGCUAUGUUGGUCAGAUGCAUGGCAGCCCAUUUUACUUUAAUUGAUGGCCAGUUGUAUAAACGAGUAGCCUUAAUGCCUUUAUUACAUUGCCUUACUCCAUAUGAAUCUGAAUAUGUUGUAAGGGAAAUCCACGAAGGAGCUUGUGGCACCCACAUAGGUGGAAAAAUGUUAGCUCGAAAGCUUUUGAGGCAAGGAUACUAUUGGCCCAACAUGGUUGAAGACAUAAAGAAUUAUGUCAAAAAAUGCCCAACUUGGCAGUUCCACUCUAAUGAAAUUCACAUGCUAGCGUUAUGGUCAUGUCUCACAAUGCCUAGCUUUGCCACGGGUGAAACCCCGUUCUCCCUAUCAUUUGGAACGGAAGCAGUCAUCCUCGUGUUGAGAGGUGCGCCGAGCUAGAGAACUAUUCACUAUAAUGAAUGUAUCAAUGAGUAGCUGUUAAGGGAAAAAAUUAAUCUUCUUGAAGAAGCGAGGGAGUCAUAUGAAUAAAAAAUGUAGGUUAUCAAGCUCGAGUCGCUAAGAUUUAUAAUAAAAGGGUGUGUGCUCA
Messenger RNA from Rubroshorea leprosula, 2465 nucleotides. Lineage: Eukaryota; Viridiplantae; Streptophyta; Magnoliopsida; Malvales; Dipterocarpaceae. The record is from the annotation of a GenBank genome assembly.